UCCUGACAUCAUCGACGAACGCCCAUUGUAUCCCUGCCUCUUAUAUAUAAGUGCCUGCUUCCGUCCUUGAAGUUUCCCACCACCGUUCUUCGCACUUCCAGCACACUCACCCUUCCCAAAACAUUUGCCAUGUCUUCCACAAUCGCAUCAUUCACGACCAUCAGUGAGCGCCUCUUCGAAGCGAAGGCGCGCAAAGGCUUGACCUUUGACGAAAUCGCGAAGGCCGUCGGCCGCGAUGAGGUUUGGGUCGCAGCGGCGUUCUAUGGGCAGGCUAAGCCAGACGCGGAGGAGCUCGCCAAGCUCGGCGAGGUGCUUGGCCUUCAGAGCCUGAAAGAAGAAGUCAACCCCCAAUGGUGGCCGAUGCGCGGUGGCUUGGGCUCUUCGCCGCCCACAGACCCCGUCAUCUACCGCUUGUAUGAGGGCGUCUUGGUGUAUGGUCACGCAAUCAAGGCUAUCAUUAACGAGAAGUUCGGAGACGGUAUCAUGUCCAUGAUCAACUGCAAGGUGACCGUCGAGAAGAAGCCCGAUCCCGCAGGUGACCGCGUCUUGCUCACCUUCGACGGGAAGUUUCUACCUUAUAGCAAAUGGUGAAUAAUGUUGGCGGUAGAUCCGCAUCGAAGAUGAAUCAAAUGUGUAUUACGCAACUUCAGGACGACGGAAAAGCAGCUGAGGUCCCGGUCUGAAUAUUAUGCCGAGUUGAGGAACGACGUUGUUGACCAGCCGGAACCGCAAGAGCCCUCUCGCGCAGGCCUUCGGUAGC
Schizophyllum commune H4-8 is the source of this 760-nucleotide messenger RNA. RefSeq names its product Cyanase. NCBI's taxonomy places the organism in Eukaryota, Fungi, Basidiomycota, Agaricomycetes, Agaricales, Schizophyllaceae. The record is from RefSeq and is a predicted model, not a curated record. The coding region runs from base 130 to 591 and encodes 153 amino acids. Gene Ontology annotation, molecular function: cyanate hydratase activity; DNA binding. The transcript has 9 exons.